Molecule: messenger RNA, 1383 nt
Organism: Bursaphelenchus okinawaensis
Lineage: Eukaryota; Metazoa; Nematoda; Chromadorea; Rhabditida; Aphelenchoididae
Source: the annotation of a GenBank genome assembly
AUGCUGCGAGGACUGUCUUUUCUUCGGUAAGUUAUUAUUAGUAUCGGCUUUUAUUUCUUAUACAAAUUGUAAGAUUCAACUUAUCAAGAGUGUUUUAAAUAUUGGUUUUAGGGCAAAAGUGUUAACAAAUGGAAUUCGUGGGAUUUCCAGAAGCUCAAGACUUCUAUCAGACGAUCUGAAGGUUGCGGAACCAGAUGAAAAUGGAGAAGAAAAAACAAACUUUAGAGUGCUUCACGAGUUUCUAGAUACGGAUAACUUUGGCAUUGAAGAAUUAAGACCAAAAGACCGGCCAGGAAGAGAAUGGACAUUAAAUGAACUCAGAUUGAAGAGUAAUUCAGACCUACAUAAACUCUGGUAUGGGUUUCUGUUUUUUCUUUUAUUUUUAGGUUUUUAAUAUAAUGUAUUUCUACUUUGAUUUACAACUUUGAUGUAUUUGAAAUAGGUAUUAACUUACAAACAUUAUAUUUCGAAUAAACUUAUUAUUUUAGGUAUGUUUUACUUAAAGAGAGGAACAUGUUAAUGACGAUGAAGGCUGCUUGUGAGAAAAGAGGUUUAUAUUUUGCGAAUCCGGAGAGAAUGGAUAGAGUGGAAGAGGUUAGUUAAAUUUAUUUUAAUGAAUUGUUAAAUUAUGUUUUUUCUUUGUUAAAAUAUGUUUUAAAAUUACAAUCCAAACUUUAAAGUGUAAUUUUAUUUAAUGGUUUAUGAAAUACUUAUUUUUUCAGAGUAUGGAGAAUUUACAAGAAGUUGUGCAUGAGAGGAAUGACGCUGUGCUGCGCUUGGAAACUGGAGAUUCUGCGUCUCCAAGGAUGCGCAGGAUAACUUCAAAAAUUGGAUUUACAUAUGAGUAUGUUUCUAUGACUUAUAUCAUUAGUGAAGUCUUGAGUUGUUUUGUUUUAUAUGGUAGCAUGUUUUUUCUAUAAGUGAAUUUAUCUCAAUACUGUAAUCAGGGACGUCGCUAUGGUUUUUCUCUGGGGGAGGGGGUGGAGACCCAAAAAAUUUUUUGGUCCACAGGUAGCUCCCCGAACCACCCCCCCCAAACGACGUCCCUGACUGUAAUUAUUAUGUAAAAAUUGUUUUUUUUAAACUUCCAGUAAGCCAGCUGAAGAACAUUACGAGCCAUUUGAAGUGUCAAGAAGGAAAGAGUACGAGAAACCUUAUUUAGAUGAAGAGGAAUACAUUACCCAAACAUUGUGGAAUGAAAAACAAGAAAUGAAACGUCGGAUUGCUGUUAACGAUGAGUAUUUGAAGAUUGAGUUUGAUAAGGAUAAAGAAAUCUUCAAACGGGGACUUCGACGACACUUCAAACACGUUGAUCAUUUGCCAGAAAGCGUGGUGAAACAGCGGAAAGAAGAGACUCAAAGACAAAUCGAGCAGAACUUUUAG